Paralichthys olivaceus (Japanese flounder) is the source of this 3480-nucleotide messenger RNA. It is a transcript of the gene klf15, whose product is annotated as Kruppel like factor 15. Gene Ontology annotation, biological process: regulation of transcription by RNA polymerase II. NCBI's taxonomy places the organism in Eukaryota, Metazoa, Chordata, Actinopteri, Pleuronectiformes, Paralichthyidae. Gene Ontology annotation, molecular function: RNA polymerase II cis-regulatory region sequence-specific DNA binding; DNA-binding transcription factor activity, RNA polymerase II-specific. The record is from RefSeq and is a predicted model, not a curated record.
AGCACACUGGCAGUCAUGUGACGGUCAUAUAGUACAACUCGGUGAGCGAUCGGUCCAGUCCUACCCUGCUGCCUCUGCUGCUGCUGCUGCUGCUGUAUGGCGAGUCUCAAGGUUAAAUCCUGCUCCGGUAACACACUGCGGAUAUAAACAAGCUCCCCGCGCCUUUUGCAUUGGGAAUAUAUUUGCUGUGAGAGACAGUGUAUCCUGACUGGAGACCUUGGAUUGUUUCAUUUACUUUUUCCACUCUGAGAGAGAACCCCAGGUGUUGCACUAUCCCACACGUGUGGGAAAAGUGACCUUGGUGACCUGGGUUUGUUUGGCCUGACUUUCCCAGAUGCAGAAGGAAUAAUUCUAUUAAAAAUCAUUCUAAACAGACUCUGAAUCCAACAAGAGACUGAGGUUUGGCACUAGCCAGGAAUGGUAGAUAACUUGACAGCAAGCAAGGAGAUUUUUCUUCCUCACAGUGGCUCUCCACCGACCUACUGGCUGUCUGACAUGGUGACAGACCUGGGGUCCUACCAGGUGAUGCCUUCGCCGCUUUCGGAGGACGACCUGAGCGAAUCGUCCAGCCCUCGUUCCUGCUCCAGCCCAGACUCCCAAGUGCUCAGCUCAAGCUAUGGCAGCAACUCCAGUGCUGAGAGCCAGGAUAGCAUCUUGGACCACCUGCUGUCCCAAACCUCUUUAGGAGGUGCCAACAGUGUCCCUGCAGGGUCUGUUACACCUUUAGCCACUUUCCUUUGGGACUCACGAAGAGAUGAGCCCUCCAAAUGCGAGCCUGUAAAGGAGGAAAAUUUUGAUUUUCUCAACUGGUCCAAUGUGAAGACAGAGGAGCAACUUGGAGGGUCCUUUCAGCCCACUCUGGAAGAAAUUGAAGAAUUCCUGGAGGAGAAUAUGGAUGUGGUGACAAUGAAGCAGGAGAUCCAAGACAGUUGCUCAGAGUUGGGAGUGGGACUGGAGGAAGCUCUUGGUCUAGACGUUGGUCUCGAGUGGUGCAGGGAGGCAUCCUCUGAUUAUAAGGUAGAACCAGAGACCAAGUACUCAGACCAAACUGUCCCAACCUCCAGCAAAACUGACCUGGCCACUGCUGCCUCCAGUGAGACCAAAGCUACAUUAGUUAACCCCACACAUGAAUCCAGAGCUGGGGCCAAGAAUGCACCAGUCAACAAACCUUCGUCAGUAGACAGUCGUACUAACAAUGGUGGAAUGCCUGUCGUCCUACAGAUUCAACCCCUUCAAAUCAAGCAGGAGCCCACAGUGGCACCGCUUGCCCCAGUAGCACAGCCGCCACAGCCUCCCCCAGCAUCAGACAUCAAAAUUGCACAGCUGCUAGUCAACAUCCAAGGUCAGACAUUUGCGCUGGUGCCCCACAUCGUGCCAUCUGCUAACCUCAACAUCUCCUCCAAGUUUGUGCGCAUUGCUCCUGUCCCCAUCGCAGCCAAGCCUCUUGGGCUUGGGGAUUGCUCAGCCAGCCAGGGAUCAGGGAUUCUUGUUGGAGGUCAAAAGUUCCAGAAGAAUCCAGUGGCGGAUCUUAUCAAAAUGCACAAAUGCACUUUUCCUGGCUGCACCAAGAUGUACACCAAGAGCAGCCACCUCAAGGCCCACCUGAGGAGGCACACUGGGGAAAAGCCUUUCGCCUGCAACUGGCAGGGCUGUGGAUGGAGGUUUUCACGGUCGGAUGAGCUCUCUCGACAUCGGCGGUCCCACUCGGGGGUCAAACCCUACCAGUGUCCUGUAUGUGAGAAGAAGUUUGCCCGCAGCGACCACCUGUCGAAACACAUCAAAGUCCACCGUUUUCCACGGAGCAGCCGGACAGUUCGUGCAGAAAACUGACGCUGUGCUCGCCUCACUGGGAUCUCUGGGAACGCUGGGAAUGCUGGGAUCACUCUCAUACAGACAUAAGCCACAGGAGCAGUGUGUGAGUGUGAACUUACUGGUGUGCGUGCACACUUUUUGGGCCUUCAUUGAGUCAAAAUGAAUAUGUGAGUGGAAAGGAGGUUUUCUUUUUAUUUCAGCAGUCUGUGAUUGUUCUAAUUUAUUUUAUCAAAGCCACAAGCCCACACAGUUGACCAUCUUGUCUGUAAUACGCUGGUUGUUAUUGCUGUUGGCAUGUUUGUCCUGUCUUUAUCUCCUGCCUCAGCAGAAGAUUCAGUCUGGACUAUGUGGUAGACUUGGUAAAAGCCUUGUCUGUCCAUUCUACCUGGAUAAAAACAACUGCCUUUAUCUUGCACAUUCCUCGUCUUAUGCAAUGUAAAGGAAGUGUGACUGAAGUUCACUGGGAUCCCUAUUAGCUACUAUCAGAGUCACAAUUACUCUCCGGGCUUCCCAAGCCUGUGAGGGGUCUCCGACAGCUUUGUCCCACUUUUGGUCGCCUUGCGCUGCAGUUCAUUGACGGAGAAGGUGGAUAAUAUAUAUCUGAAAUUCAUUUUGUUGUUGAUGGAGGGGGGAGAACUGUAUUACUACAAAGACAUAAAGUACAGAUAAGUUAAGCUUGCAACAAUCUUCCAGGACAUUUUUAACAGCAACUUUGUAAAGCUGCCUGAGACUCAAGAGCGAGAAUGACACAGCAACACAAGAAAUGCAAAAAGUGAAACACAACUAAAAGGCUAAGCGCACAGUGAUUGUCAAAUCAGCCUUCUGAUCAGUGUUAAGUGUUCUUUGUUAUCCUUUUAUUAAGCUAUCACAUGUACCUACAUGCUGGUCUUGUAUUUUUUAUCAAUUUUCUGGCCUUACUGUACCACAGAGCCAAAUGGUUUUGAAAAUCAGGCUUGUCAGUGUUUUCCACAUGUUAAUCAGGUGACUGGUGACAUGGUCUCAUGCAGUGGCCCUGUGCACAGCCACAGAACUGAAUGUCUCAGUCUGCGAUCAGUAUUUGAACGACUAGUUUUCUAUCGACUUGAUACAAAAGCUGCCUCAGCUCCGCUUUAUCUGUUAAUGGAGCGACCUGGACAGCCUUCCACCUCUGAGGUGACAUCAGUGGACACACUACAAACCAUGGUGCUGAACUACCAGGAGGACAAGCUCCUUGGGAAAUGUAGUCACAACAACCUUCUCGAGGCCAUGACACACCUUCAAAUGCCCCAAAUGCUGUCAAAUAUUGUUUUCUAGGUGUAGCACACCCCACUGUGAAUAUGUAGGGGAGUGACGGUGCCGUCCAUGCGUAGUUCAUGUAUUUAAGGGGACAACAUGCAGGGGCACAUUGUGCAUCAUUCCUUUCAUUCAAUUUUUGAAUUGUCAAUGCUUGUGCGAACACAGGUGUUUUAUCGCAUCCUAUGAAUGUAUGUAAAUAUGCAGGAGUGUACAUCGCUGCAUCCGGGAAAAGACACAGAGAUUCUGAUACCAUAUCUUAAAACAAAUGAGUGCUUGUGAAGAUUUGUAGUUUCAACCUAAAUGUGUAUAUAACUUAACAUUUCAGUACAUAUGAAUAUAUUAUAUAUAUUUUUUCUUUGUUCUAUCCAAGAUGCAUUUACAAAUAAAAGUGAA